UUUCCUCAACUGAAUCGGAAUUUCACUCUCCUCACAACCAAACGGUUAUCAGAUAUUAUUGCCCCCCGGCAUGAGUUACAUUCGGAGAUGGACAGAAGGUAUUUUCAGUUUGUAGUUUAUGACUGUUAAAUCUUCGAAAAACCUCUGCAAAUGCAAAAUAUUUCCCAAAUUCUUUAGUUAGAACUGUUUAUUGAAAUCAACUACCAGAAGCAUUCCUUACAGUUCACAGAUUCUAUCCGCCAUAUCUUUGAGUUGCUUUAAUGGCUCUGGCACCUACUCGCCAAUUACACUUCGAUUCCUUUCAAAGUUCCUUCUCCACAUUCUAUGGUACUCCUCUCCGAUUCCUCAGGUGCAAUUCCUCAAUUCCUCUAAAAGCUCAGACUUUUUAUGCAAAUAACGAGAACCCACCUAGGAAAUCCAUACCUGUUUCUCAACAGAAACUCGUUAACUUAAGUUUAUCGACUAGCAGUUGGUUCUCUAAAUGGAAAAAACCCAAUAAAGAGAACCGCCCAAAACCCCCUCAGCCAGUGCUAAAUUAUCGAAUUAGUAACAAUAAUGAUAGUGGCGGUAGUACAAUGGAAAGAAUUGUAGAGAAAUUGAAGGAACAUGGGUACAUAGAUGGUGAUGCUAAUGGCAAGAAACAGAAAACACCAGAGAGAGCAGAGAAAGGGAGCGUAGAGGAUAUAUUCUAUGCGGAAGAAGGAAUUUUGCCAAAUUCAAGAGGUGGGUUCUCGAAGGAAUCUCCUUUAGGAGUAGAAGAUGUGUUUAAAAGUAAUGAGGAUGUGAGGUUUCCAUGGGAGAAGCCUAAAAAGGAGCAGAAUGAUAAUGGGAAGCAGUGGACGGCGCAGAGCAAGAGUAGGACGGCUUUGGCAGAGUUGACAUUGCCGUUGUCAGAGUUGAAGAGGUUGAGGAACUUGACUUAUCAAAUAAAGAGCAGGGUCAGGGUUAAGGGUGCAGGGGUUACUCAGGAAGUGGUGGAUACCAUUCAUGAGAAGUGGAAGACAUCAGAGAUUGUGAGAGUGAAAGUUGAGGGAGCACCUGCCCUUAAUAUGAGGAGGAUGCACGAGAUAUUGGAGAGAAAAACUGGUGGUUUGGUGAUUUGGAGGUCUGGAACUUCUGUAUCUUUAUAUAGAGGUGUGAGUUAUGAGGUUCCAUCAGUGAAACUUAGCAAACGGAGUUUGAAGAGGAAUGAGAUGUUGACUGAUUCCUUAUCAGCCACCACUGCUAAAAUAAUUAGAUUCCCUUCUAAAACUUCUAAUAAUGAAUUGGAUGUGCAUCAAUCAAACUCGCAUGCUACUGCUAAAGACAAGGAGGAGAAAGAAACGGAAAGGCCAGAACAGGUAGAAUAUGAAGACGAAGUAAACAAACUGUUGGAGGGUUUGGGUCCCAGGUGCACGGAUUGGGGUGGCAUGGAUCCAUUACCUGUAGAUGCUGAUAGGCUUCCUGGUUUCGUUCCUGGUUACAAACCUCCAUUCAGGAUACUUCCUUAUGGAGUGAGACGUACUCUUGGACGAAAAGAUGCAAUGAACUUACAGAGGCUUGCAAGAGUUAUUCCUCCACAUUUUGUAUUAGGUAGAAGCAGGCAGCUCCAAGGCUUGGCUGCAGCUAUGAUCAAAUUAUGGGAAAAGAGUUCGAUUGCAAAGAUUGCUCUUAAACAUGGUGUACAGCUGACUACUAGUGAAAGAAUGGCUGAAGACAUUAAGAAAUUGACUGGGGGUACGCUGCUUUCUAGAAACAAGGACUUCUUAGUAUUCUAUAGGGGAAAGGAUUUUUUGUCACCAGAUGUCGCUGAAGCAUUGGUAGAAAGAGAGAGAUUGGCAAAAUCCUUACAAGAUGAAGAGGAGCAGGCACGGUUAAGAGCAGCAGCCUUGGUUGUACAAAGUGCUGAAACAAUGGAACAAUCAGGAACUGCAGGCACUCUUGAGGAAACUCUGGAUGCAAAUGCAAGAUGGGGAAAGAAUUUGGACAAUAAACACAGUGAAAAAAUUAUGAGAGAAGCUGAAAUAGCCAGGCGUGCCAAGCUUGUCAGAAAGCUUGAGAGCAAGCUUGCUUUUGCUGAACGAAGGCUAAUCAGAGCUGAACGAACCUUAUCUAAGGUGGAAGAAUCUUUAAAACCAGCAGAAAGACAGGUUGAUCCAGAAAGCAUAACUGAAGAGGAGAGAUUUAUGUUCCGCAAGCUUGGUUUGAGGAUGAAAGCUUUCUUACUUCUUGGUAGACGUGGAGUUUUUGACGGUACAGUGGAGAACAUGCACUUGCACUGGAAGUAUCGUGAGUUGGUUAAGAUCAUUUUGAAAGCCAAAAAUUUUGAACAGGUCAAAAAAAUUGCAUUAGCACUUGAAGCUGAAAGUGGGGGUAUCUUGGUUUCGGUAGACAAAGUCUCCAAAGGUUAUGCUAUCAUUGUAUAUCGAGGAAAGGAUUACCAGCGACCAUCCACAUUGAGGCCAGGAAAUCUCUUGACGAAAAGGAAAGCUUUGGCUCGUUCAAUAGAGAUGCAAAGGCGCGAGGCUCUCCUGAAUCAUAUUUCAGCUCUGGAGAAGAAAGUGAACAAAAUAAGAAGUGAAAUUGAACAAAUGGAGAGUAAAGGAGACGAGGAAAUGUACGACAGAUUAGAUGCUGCAUAUCCUACAGAUGAUGAUGACACUGAGGAGGGAGGAGAUGAAGCAUAUAUUGAGGCACACAACAUUGAUAAUGAUUCUAAUUAUGAUGAUGAUGAUGAUGAUGAAACUGACAACAUAGUUCAUAAUGUCCAUCCGGAAACAAGCUUUCCUUAUUAUGUCCAGAAUCAAGAAUCUGAAACAGAAACUGAGAGUUAUGAUCAGUUUCCUGAGACAUUCAAGGGCAAAACUGAUGGUGAAGAAGAUGACGGUGAAAGUGAAAAUGUUGUUCAAAAUAGUCAUACAAGUUUUCAGUACGAUGUCCAGAAUCAAGUAUCUAAGAAUCAAUUUGAGAAUGACAGACAUGAAGCAGUUCUCGAGUCUCUUGAAGGUGAAACAGAUGACUUUGAAGUUCAGAAUCCCCUUUCAAAUUUUCCCAUUGAAGUGUCCGAGGAAGAAGUUGAGUUUCACAGAGAACAUGCAUAAGCACCAAGGAACAUGGUGUGCACAAGCACGGAGCGAAGGGACAAAAAUACUGGUUUAUGUUGAUUGACCUAAUUACAAGGCACGAGGUAUAACUGCAGAACAAUUUAAACGAGAAUGUUGCCAUUGCCUAACAGCAAUUAAGAUCUCCAACCACCUUCAAAUCUGUUAUGAUCCUAGUUGCAAGGUACAGACAUCUCCGAGAGCAUGCAUAUAUACCUAUAUUCACACAGGCUUUUGUAGUAAAUUGGUGCAUUUGGCUCUUGUUGGCUAUUUACCAUUUUUUUCAUAUGGCUGUGAAGUAUAAUUAAUGUGGAACAAGUUCAAAGCUUGACCAGCUUUUCUGAUAUAAGAAAGAAAGACGAAAAUUGUAUAUGUCAAUGUCAUUCUUAGCAAGCCUUUCUGGCUUCUGCAGUAAAUGAUCUUGUAUGCCACUGUUCAAAAUUCUAUAAUACAUGUUAUGGAAUAUUUUUCCAAGCUUA
Jatropha curcas is the source of this 3559-nucleotide messenger RNA. It is a transcript of the gene CFM3A, whose product is annotated as CRM family member 3A. Gene Ontology annotation, molecular function: mRNA binding. Gene Ontology annotation, biological process: RNA splicing, via transesterification reactions. NCBI's taxonomy places the organism in Eukaryota, Viridiplantae, Streptophyta, Magnoliopsida, Malpighiales, Euphorbiaceae. The record is from RefSeq and is a predicted model, not a curated record.